This is a messenger RNA of Ricinus communis (castor bean), 875 nucleotides long. RefSeq names its product non-specific lipid transfer protein GPI-anchored 6. The record is from RefSeq and is a predicted model, not a curated record. The coding region runs from base 85 to 642 and encodes 185 amino acids. NCBI's taxonomy places the organism in Eukaryota, Viridiplantae, Streptophyta, Magnoliopsida, Malpighiales, Euphorbiaceae. The transcript has 3 exons.
AGCCUAGUGGGCAUCUUUCCUGUACCACAUUUCCUUUCUUUCUUUCUCUUUCUCUUUCUCUCACUGUGUAUUUCGUAACUGAAAAUGGGUUUAAAAGAUCUGGCACUGGCAAUUCUGCUGUUGAUGCUAGUCGGUUGUGGAAGUUCAGAUUUUGCGCAAGACAGAGCAGAAUGCGCAAACCAGCUUGUGGGUCUGGCCACCUGUCUUCCAUAUGUGGGUGGAACUGCGAAAACCCCCACUCUAGACUGCUGCACAGGGCUCAAGUCAGUGCUAGAUAAGAGCAGGAAAUGCCUGUGUGUCCUUAUAAAAGAUCGUGAUAACCCCGACCUUGGCAUCAAAUUCAAUGCCACUCUUGCUGCUUUUCUUCCCGCUGCUUGCCAUGCCCCUGUUAAUGUCACUGAAUGUAUUGAUCUUCUACACUUGCCUCCAAGCUCGCCGGAUGCUAAGGUGUUUGCAGGAUUUGCAAACGUUACCGGAGGGAAUGGCACUACUACCGCUGUUGCUACAAGUGGGAACUCAACAAAUAGUGGAACAAGUGCAGAGGAAAAGAGUGGAGGUGAAAUGGCAAUGACUUCUAAGUGGGUUGGAGGAGAGAUCAUUUGUGGAUUUUUGCUAUGGGCUCUGAUAUCUUUUGGUGUUUGAUAUCUCAAUGAGCUUUUUAAAGAGGAUGAAGAUUGCAGAUUGAAGACUAAUUGUAUGUUAUAAAAAUUAUGGCACAACUUCUAUUCUAUAAUCUCUAGCUUUCCAAUUGUUAGGUGGGUUGUUGUAUGAAAUUGGUUUUGGGUUGUCAAUAAUUAUUCUUACUAGGGUCAUGUUAUGUUCAGUCAUUACAUUUUCAACUACAUUUUUAAUUAGAGGGUUCUACAAUUACUAAA